GCGAAGAUGGCGGCGGCUGAGGGGGCUGAGGCUGCUGAGGCGCCGAGCUCGCUGCUGCUGGUGGUGGGCGGCGAGUGCGGCUGCCCGGGGCUGCUGGCCUACGUCCUGGAGGAGCUGGAGCGAGGUGUGUGCUCUUGGGACGUGGAUCCCGGCGUGUGCAGCCUGGAUGAACAGCUCAAGGUCUUCGUGUCCCGGCACUCAGCCACGUUCUCCAGCAUCGUGAAAGGCCAGCGGAGCCUGCACCACCGCGGAGAGACCCUGGAGACUCUGGUCCUCCUGAACCCAUCCGACAAGUCCCUGUAUGACGAGCUCCGGAACCUUCUGCUGGACCCUGCGUCUCACAAGCUGUUGGUGCUCGCUGGGCCCUGCCUGGAGGACACUGGGGAGCUGCUGCUGCAGACGGGGGGCUUCUCCCCCCACCACUUUCUCCAGGUGCUGGAGGACAGAGAGGUCCAGGACGCCCUGGCCUCGUCCCCAGACGCAGACCUGUCCACCCUGACUGUCACCUGCCCCACCUUCGGGGACUGGCUGCGGCUGGCGCCCGACCUGCCGGGGCUGCGGCUACAGCUACGGCUGAACCCGCCCGCACGGCUGCCCGCGUCCGAGGGCCUGCGCGAGUUCCUGGAGUACCUGGCCGAGUCCCUGGAGCCGCCGUCGCCCUUCGACCUGCUCGAGCCACCGUCCUUCGGGGGCUUCCUGCGACUGGCCGCGCCCUGCUGCUAUGUCUUCCCUGGGGGGCUCGGGGACGCCGCCUUCUUCGCGGUCAACGGCUUCACCGUGCUGGUCAACGGCGGCUCCAACCCCAAGUCCAGCUUCUGGAAGUUGGUGCGGCACCUAGACCGCGUGGACGCCGUGCUGGUCACACACGCGGGCGCCGACAGCCUCCCGGGCCUCAACAGCCUGCUGCGCCGCAAGCUGGCGGAGCGCGGGGAGGCGGCGGCCGAGGCGGAGGCCGAGGGGCCCGAGCGCGGGGGCGGCUGGCAGGAGCGUCUUCGGCGCCUGGUGUCCCCCGCGCUAGGCGUCGUGUUCCUCAAUGCGCGUGAGGCGGCGUCGCGCUUGGUGCGUGGCCAGGACGAGGCAGCGCUGGCCCUGAGCCUCCUGGCGCAGCUGGGCAUCACUCCGCUGGCGCUGAGCCGCGGGCCGCUGCCCGCCAAGCCCACCGUGCUGUUCCGCAAGAUGGGCGUGGGCCGCCUGGACCUGUACGUGCUGCACCCGCCUGCUGAGGCGGAGGACCGCGACCGUGACGGCGACGUGGGCUCGCCCGCCUCCGUGUGCGCGCUGCUUGUGUGGCUGCCCGCGGGCCCCGCGGAGAAGGUGGUGCGCGUGCUGUUCCCGGGGUGCACGCCACCCGCACGCCUGUUGGACGGCCUGCUCGGCCUGCAGCACCUGGGCUUUCUGCGCGAGCCCGUGGUCACCCCGCAGGACCUGGAGGCGCCGCGCCGCGCCGACAGUAAGGAGAGCGUGGGCUCCCGCGAAAGCGCCCGCAGAGAGGCCCGGCCGCCCGCGACCGCCAAGCCCGGCCCCGAGCGCCCCACGGCUGCCCGCAAGGACCCAGCCCGGGCCGAAGCCCCACGCAGAGCCGAGAAGGACCCCAGGCCGGCGCGGGAGGUGAAGAAGGACCCCAAGCCGAGCGUCCCCCGCAGCCAGCCCCGGGAGGUGCGCCGUGGCGUCGCUAGUGCGUCCAGUGUGAAGAAGGCGGCCGUUCCCGCGACCACCAAGCCCCGCAGCGCACCUCAGCCCGUGCAGAACGGGCCCCGCAGUACCCCCACCGCCUCCUGCGGCUUCCCUGGUUCGCAGCUGCCCCGCACGCCCGGCGACGGCAGCGGCCCUGGGAUGGCCCUAAGCCCCGCUGUGGAGUCGGCGACGCUUGAGCCCGCACCGGCUGCCUGUGCCCCGCAGCCGCGCUCGCCAUCACCACCCGAGAGUCGCCGCAGCCCUGAGCGCAGCGGCCGCCUGUCUCUCAGCCCUCUGCGCGGCGGGGAGACCGGGCCCGACGCCUCGCCCACGGUGACCACGCCGACGGCCACCACGCCCUCGCUGCCCGCAGAGGUGGGCUCCCCGCACUCCACCGAGGUGGACGAGUCCCUGUCCGUGUCCUUCGAGCAAGUGCUGCCGCCCGCCGCUGGCGAGGCCGGGCUGAGCCUCCCCUUGCGCGGGCCCCGGGCGCGCCGUUCCACGUCUCCGCACGACGUGGACCUGUGCCUCGUGUCGCCCUGCGAGUUCGAGCACCGCAAGGCUCUGCCCGCCGCGCCCGCACCCGCGUCCCCCGGCAGCUCCGACAGCAGCGCGCGCUCCCAGGAGCGGAUGGGCGCGCCGGGCCCCGAGGAGACGCCGCCCACGUCGGUCAGUGAGUCUCUGCCCACCCUGUCGGACUCCGACCCGCCACCCACUGGCCCCGGGGCGGCUGACUCAGACGAGGACACCGAGGGCUUGGUGGGCCCCGGCCGAGACCCGCUGCCCGAGCCCCUGCACGUGCCCCCGCCGCUGACUGGGCCGCCCAGCACCUGCAUGGUGGACCCCGAGACCGUCCCCAAGGCGGCCCGGCAGACGGAGAACCCUGGCCGCACCCGCAGGCCCCUCGUCCGACCCAGCUCCGCAGGGGCCGCACACAAGGCCGUGCCCACAGCCGCGACCAGAGCCAAGGCGCUGCCCACAGGUGACCGCGCCAGCCGGCCGCUCAGCGCCCGAAGCGAGCCCGCAGACAAGGGCGGCCGCGCGCCCCUGACCAGGAAGCCCUCGGUCCCCAAGACUGCCACGCGAGGCCAGUCCGGAGGCAGCGUCCGGCCCGGCCCGCCCGGCGCCCCCGUCUACCUGGACCUGGCCUACCUGCCCGGGGGCCGCAGCGCGCGCCAGGUGGACGAGGAGUUCUUCCGCCGCGUGCGCGCGCUCUGCUACGUCAUCAGCGGCCAGGGCCAGCGGCGCGAGGAGGGGCUGCGGCCCGUGCUGGACGCCCUGCUGGCCGGCAAGCAGCGCUGGGACCGCGACCUGCAGGUGACGCUCAUCCCCACCUUCGACUCGGCCGCCAUGCACCGCUGGUACGAGGACACGCACGCGCGGCACCAGGCGCUGGGCAUCACCGUGCUGGGCAGCAACAGCAUGGUGUCCAUGCAGGACGAGGCGUUCCCCGCCUGCAAGGUGGAGUUCUAGCGAGGCACUGCUGCACGGGAAUAAAC
Messenger RNA from Castor canadensis (American beaver), 3173 nucleotides. Its product is annotated as microtubule-associated protein 1S. The record is from RefSeq and is a predicted model, not a curated record. Gene Ontology annotation, biological process: dendrite development; axonogenesis; microtubule cytoskeleton organization. Gene Ontology annotation, cellular component: microtubule; synapse; dendrite. Lineage: Eukaryota; Metazoa; Chordata; Mammalia; Rodentia; Castoridae. Gene Ontology annotation, molecular function: actin binding; microtubule binding.